This is a messenger RNA of Talaromyces proteolyticus, 1816 nucleotides long. RefSeq lists its product as uncharacterized. Bases 289 to 1317 code for a protein of 342 amino acids. The record is from RefSeq and is a predicted model, not a curated record. The transcript has 3 exons. NCBI's taxonomy places the organism in Eukaryota, Fungi, Ascomycota, Eurotiomycetes, Eurotiales, Trichocomaceae.
AGACAAGCAAUUAAGAAAGUUGCAAUUAUCUCAAUUUAUUCUAAUAAUUUUGGCGGUUUUUACCGGGUAACAUCGCCCCACUAAAUCUGACAUAACCACAUGACUAAAAAGUGUACUUACAUCUCAAAUCAUGGGAAAUUCGUUAAUCAAUCCAACACAGCUCUAACUAGUUAGUCACCAAAUACCUUGGCCUCCUCACUGCCUUCCCUGCGCCUCCUCCUCCUCCUCCCUUUCAUCUUUUGAAAAUUUUAUCGACUUCAUUUCAUUUUGCACCUUCAACUUCUCAAAAUGGAGCAAAUACUCCCAAAUAUCUCUCGACUAACACUUUCGACAAACACAACAGACCCUAACACCAACUCAGAUAUGCUCGAAGUGUUCCCACCAUGGGGGGCAUUCCCAGCAGAGCAGUAUUUGCUGCAUCAUUGGGAGCCCUCUGAACAGAACCAAAACCAGCACCGCAGACUGAUAAAUGAUUUUAUCCACGCCUUAGACGAUAUUCCAGAGGAAUGGAUACGACCCUCACCCACGUCUGAGAUAAUGGCUAUUACCCCCUCGGCAUCCCAAAUCCGAGAGAUUUUGGCCCCUUGGCGCCCCCUCCAGUGGCGCUCGGUAGCAUGGGAGAUUUGGAAUCAGAUAAGAUGCCCCAAAUGGGAUGAUGAAGGUCUCAACAUCUGGCUACGGACGCAUUACGCAGAAGAAGCAGAGGAAACAGCUCGAGAUAAUAUCAAAUUGGUAGAAUGGUUUAAGUCAUCAUUUGAAGGCAAUCCCUAUAUGGACCCCGACACAGUCGAUACGAUGAUGCGCUGGCAAAUUUUAGAUGAUGAGUCUGUAUUUAACUUUAAAAGUGCCUGGGAACGAGUAUUUGAGAUUAUUCCUGAGCUCACCGGUCCAAAGAGUGGAUUGUCGCGACGUUUCAUGCCUAGGACAGAUGGUUGGGGUCAGAAUUACCCCCGGGAAGAAGUGGCUUCCUUGCCGAGACUAGAAGACAGAGUCAUGGCAGUUGAAUGCAGCGAUAAUUGUGUACAAUACUCGGCAGUCCAUUCGUAUCUUCUCGUUGCUGAUGAGAAGACUUUUACCACGGACGAGCUUCUUAUCCUCUACCUUGACCGUAAAGGGAACUAUGUGCGUGAGUCAAGAAUCCAACUUCCAGCUGAUGAUCUUUAUACGCGAGGAGAUAUGAUAAAUAAUGGAAAAAUUCGUGACGCCCAGUACUGGACUGAGGAUUCACCACCAGGAAGCUCUUUAAAUCCAAAAUACCGUGCACUAGGCGAGAUUGGACGUGAACUGUACGGCGUGGAAGAUCUGCUUCGAACUUGAAAGGUUUUCAAUUACAAGUUAGCAAUCAAUUUAGUCUGGUCUCAUACUUGUCCAUGAUUCCAUGCUAUUUGUAAGCAAGAGUGUUAUAGCACAGGGAUUUCUCUGCAAAUGUAUAGAAAUACUUGAUAAUGAACCUGUAAAAUCAUGACACAGACUUGUAACCACAACUACAUCGUCUACAUCUACUGGCCCGGAGUAGACUGGUAUUGCGAAAAACUGGGAGCAUUCCGUUACGGGAUUCCCACUUUUUCCCGUCACGGAACCCAUUUGCUAAAUGAUUCGCCAAAAAUAGGCAACAAAUAUUACAAAGUGAAGACCGGCGACAUCUGCCAAAAGGUCGCCAACAGCAACGGCAUCACUCAUAAUAAUAUAAAGAUUAGCAUUAAUACCUCUAUUAACUAGCUGUAGCUCUUGAUUGGUACGAUCGGUACAAGGCUAAGCAUGUGGUAUCAUUCAACUAGAAUACGAAGCAUGAGGAGAGAAAUUGGAAGUUCCAGAU